This is a messenger RNA of Teleopsis dalmanni, 1069 nucleotides long. RefSeq names its product UDP-glucosyltransferase 2-like. NCBI's taxonomy places the organism in Eukaryota, Metazoa, Arthropoda, Insecta, Diptera, Diopsidae. Bases 26 to 1069 code for a protein of 347 amino acids. The transcript has 3 exons. Gene Ontology annotation, molecular function: UDP-glycosyltransferase activity. The record is from RefSeq and is a predicted model, not a curated record.
AUUUGUUGUGUGGCGAGUGAACAUAAUGAAAUUCGGUUUAAUAUUUUUGAUUGUGUUAGGUAGCUUACUUACUAGAGAGACAGAAAGUGCGAAGAUACUUUCCGUAUUUGCAUUUCCUGGUCCCUCUCAGUAUAUAUUUGCUUCAGCUAUAUUAAAAAAUUUAGCCGAACGAGGACAUGAGGUAACAUCUAUUUCGAUGUUUCCACAACAGAAACCUGUUAAAAAUUUUCGUGAUAUUUACAUACCCGAGAAUGCAAAUUUAGUGGCUGAUUUGUUGACAGAUGUCGAUGAAAUGCAACAAUUAAGUGAAUUGGAGAAUAUGAUGGCAAUGUAUGAUAUCGGCUUGAGUAUGUGUCCGAAUGUUUUUCGUAAUAAGGAAAUACAGAAAUUGUUGAAAUCAUCGGAGGAGAAGUUCGAUUUGAUUAUAAUGGAAUUAUUUUUGGCAGAGUCACUUUAUGGUUUGGCGCAACAUUUUAAUGCACCUAUUGUGGGACUCUCAACUUUUGGCACAACAAGCUUUAUUGAUAGAGUUGUUGGAAAUACUUCACCGCCUUCUUUUUUGCCUUCAGUAUUUACUCCAUUUGACACUAAAAUGACAUACCGAGAACGUUUGUCAAAUUUUAUACAUAUUGGAAUAGAUAAUUUGUAUUAUAAUUUUUUCUAUCUACCAAAACAAGAAGAGAUAUAUAAGCAAUUCUUUCCUAACGCCAAAAUAAGUUUACAGGAAAUACAAAAGAAAUUUUCAUUAGUAUUGCUUAAUCAACAUUUUUCCCUUAGUUAUCCACGCCCAUAUGUUACUAAUAUGAUAGAAGUCGGCGGUGUGCAUAUUAAACAAAUACCAGAUCCAUUACCACAGGAAUUGCAAGCAUUUCUUGAUAAUGCUACUGAAGGUGCCAUUUACUUUUCAAUGGGUUCGAAUUUGAAAAGUAAAGAUCUGCCACCAGAAAAACUACAAAUAUUUCUAAAUGUUUUUCGUUCUUUAAAACAAAAAGUUCUAGAAAGAACUAUCGAUGUUAAAUUAAGGCGCGUCAUUGAUCCUGGACUUUGGGAUCCCUCUCAAGACAUCUAG